AUGUCUACCAGCGCUGUCACUUCUCUCUAUCGUCGGUCGCUAAAGCUUGCGCUUGACUGGGCAGUUCACAGGCAGCUGUGGCGCGGACAGGCAGUAUACAUCCGGUCACUCUUCGAGGCAAACAAGGAUGUGCGCGAUCCUCGCCAGCAAAAGGUGCUCCUGCGUGAGACCGAGAAACUGCUAGAGACCUGGAAACAUCCCGAUCCCUACAGAGCGCCCACUGCCCCUGGUGGCAAUAAAUAUGAGCGAAACCUCCCUGCACGCAUACUGCCCUAUGCCUCGGGCAGCCAUUAA
Messenger RNA from Aspergillus melleus, 294 nucleotides. RefSeq names its product NADH dehydrogenase [ubiquinone] 1 beta subcomplex subunit 9. Bases 1 to 294 code for a protein of 97 amino acids. The record is from RefSeq and is a predicted model, not a curated record. NCBI's taxonomy places the organism in Eukaryota, Fungi, Ascomycota, Eurotiomycetes, Eurotiales, Aspergillaceae. Gene Ontology annotation, biological process: mitochondrial electron transport, NADH to ubiquinone. The transcript is spliced from 5 exons.